AUGUUUGAAGUGGUGGAAGCCAACAAUUGGAACGUUGAUAGUUUGGAACACCAAAACACAAUUCAUGAGUUUCAUCGCGUUAGCAAGAGGCAAAGAAGAGCAUCCCGCUUUGAUUAUUCAAAUCGUAAAAAACAUCGGUCGAAGCCUACGGCACGCAUCUCGUACCAUGAAGGUCUUCAUAUCAUUCGCCAAUUCCUAUUCUACUCCUCUCUCCAUACCGUUGAAGACCUACAGGUUUUCACGUCCCAGUCGGUCCCUAGUCCUAGGUGGGUGAAGGUAGACAAGCUUCGAGUUCCCGAGGACCAUCUUGCAUCGGCAGCGGACCUCAUUAUUAUUCAACUUGGCUCGGAAGGCCUAUCACAGUUUCCCUUCCCGUGUGCUUUGCAAGAUUGCCUAGCAGCAUAUUUAUAUCUUUUAAGCAUGUAUAAGCCGUCAGAAAUCAUAAUAGCUGGCGACUCCGCAGGGGGUGGAAUCGCACUGUCUAUCCUGGUGACAUUGCGAGACCAAAGAAUGCCAUUACCUGCGGGUGCUAUCCUAAUGUCUCCAUGGGUUGAUUUAACGCACUCUUUUCCAUCGGCGUCUGGUGACGGACAUGGGGAUUAUGUGCCUUCCUACGGCUUCAUCCAUCGUCCUUCUCUUUCGUGGCCUCCUCCGAACACCGACGAGAUAGAUACAAUUAUGAAGGCUGAGGAAACACGAGUUAAUGGUGGUUCACGUACUUCAAGCUCUGUCCACGGCCAUGACAAGAGUACGAAAGCCGCCAGACGAAGUUUCCGUGGCGUGACGUCGUUGACACAUAGCAAAGAAACCUCUGUGGGACAUCGAUCUGACACUUCUUCAAUAUACGAACCUCAUGAGAUAUUCCAUAAUCGAAAUCGUACCCUAAAGGUCGAAAUCGAUGGACAGCUCGUUGAACUUAAGGACCAGAUCCACAUGUACACCACCAAUGAACUGCUCUCACAUCCCCUUGUUUCUCCUGUUCUCCAGCCAUCAUUGGGCGGUUUGCCUCCCAUGCUGAUCCUAACGGGAGGCGCGGAGCUCCUUCGUGAUGAGCAAAUUUACCUGGCCCACAAAGCUGCUGACCCAGCUUGCUUCCUACCGAGCGAGGAAUACCUGGACCGCCACGAUCCCAGCCGCCAGACUGUAAAUAAAUUCCCGCCCACAUUCGUCCAACUUCAGGUGUGGGAUGAUCUUUGUCAUGUUGCCCCUACUCUGAGCUUCACACGCCCAGCAAAAUAUAUGUUUCGAUCAAUUGCCCAAUUCGGAGCUUGGUCAUUGGCUAGAGCACAACAGGCAAGCAUUGACAUUCCCUAUUAUGCAUCUGAAGUUUCGUCAAGUGACGUUGAUAGUUCGCAUACAUCAGCUCAAAAAAGCGCAACACCCAGCCCAUAUUCAGGCCUCAUGGUGAUUGGGAAGGCUGGCGAUCCUCUCCCACAAUUCGAGGACUACAUGAUUCGUCAACGGGUGGAUGGCGACGGUAACAUAUAUCCCUUGGCAGCGCGAUCCCACUUUGCUGCCUUACAAAUGUUGCCUGAAGAGAUUGGCGUACCCAAGCCCGGCCCAGUGCUAAAGUGGCUGCGAGCCAAGGAGGAAUGGGAUACGAAGUUUGCAAAGCAGAAAUCCGCGGUGCAACGGCAAAGGCUGCAAGAGAUUCAGCAGGGGGUUGGCGUAUUCCGCUAUGGUGAAUAUCCUCCACUAAGUUCGUUAGCAUCGAGAAAGGACAUAUCUGUCGCCUACGAAGAGGAAAAAUACAAGAAGAGCCAUGGUAUGUGGCUGUGGAGCCUCAUAGCAAACAAACAUGAUACGGCGGCUCUUGCAAAAGCACAAACAGUGGGAGAAGCGGAUAUCCGUGUUGGUCCACAACCCAGUUUGCACAAAUUGCCCUCCAGAAGGUAUUCGCUCCGCAAUCAAGUUUUGCCUCAUGUCAAACGAAAACAUAGGCAUUCCCAUCAGGAACGCACAGUAUCAGAUCUUGGCCAAGCGGCCGAAUCCAUGCCAGUUCUUGAGCCUCCCCCACGCUCGAGGAAACGAUGCGACCCGCAAUUCACCAGUUCAGGCUGUGACCCGACAACUCCCAACCAACCUCCACCCGAGGAAUUCCAGCUAGGAUUAUUGGCAGGUCCGCAGUUUCUCAAUCACGACGGCAGACGACCCUCAUCCAUCUACACGGAUGACGCGAGUGAGAGGUCAAUAAAUGAUGCGGAUGGUGUGAUUUCGCCCCUCUUUAGAAGAUCGAGGCCAGAUGGUGAAUUUAAAACUCAAUGUGAGACCCCGAGUGUUGGGACAAAUCCUGACCCAUUUACGCCCGAACAGAAUGACCUGCAAAGCACUAGCGAUCCUUCUGGCGUUGAUAGGAAUGAAAAAACCACGCCCGUUGACGACCAGUUGCCUGUUAAAGAGGACACCGAGCUACGGGGCGACGCCCGCGGGGAUACUGCCCAGGGGUGCAACCCCAGCAAACUCAAGAAAUUGAAGUAUGACUUCGAAUUUGACGAGUAA
Molecule: messenger RNA, 2499 nt
Organism: Histoplasma mississippiense
Lineage: Eukaryota; Fungi; Ascomycota; Eurotiomycetes; Onygenales; Ajellomycetaceae
Exons: 4
Coding region: 1-2499 (832 amino acids)
Molecular function (GO): hydrolase activity
Source: RefSeq, a predicted model, not a curated record